Messenger RNA from Owenia fusiformis, 1512 nucleotides. Lineage: Eukaryota; Metazoa; Annelida; Polychaeta; Sabellida; Oweniidae. The record is from the annotation of a GenBank genome assembly.
GGUGCUCAGCUAUAAUAGAUGAAGAUCGCAAUCGUUAGACGGUACUACCAUUCACGCAGAACACUUAUUAUAAAUGGAUUGAACGCAGUAUGGUUCGCUACGAAAAAGCCUUGCUUACGAUUGGCCUAGGAAGUCUUGUCAUAUUCAGCCGCAUAGGAUCUUUGGUUUUAGUCCCGCUGUGGAUUGACUCCACAUCAUGCAACGGAACUGUUGACAAUACCUCAACGGUACCAUCUUACCGACGUAUAGAUACCUUCUUUAUCGUGGUUACGCAGGGCGUUACAAACACAUUGUUAUUUGGAAUUUUGUUGUUAUCUCUUCUUGUAUUUUUCCCCAAAAAGAUCACAGAGUUUGAAUGGAAAUAUCCCAAACGUCAGUUCCUCAUCCCAGGUACUGCAAUUACAAUAUCAGCCAUUCUAACUUGUGCUGCACUGAGUGGGAAAAGAACAGCUCCAUAUCUAAUUUCCGUACUGAGCAACUUCAAUAUUCCCAUUACUUUUGUGAUAAGAUUUAUAAUUCUAAGGAAAAGACCAACCCUCAAGAAACUGUUAUGUGCUAUUGUUGUAUUUUUAUCUGAGUUAAUGUGCCUCAUUCCGAGUAUUUUUCCCUCCUUGGAGACAAGUAGCCAGCACCAACAAGAUGGAGGGGCACAGGGAGUAGCAGGUGUGUUGUGGCCUCUCUGCUUCAUUUCAUCAAUGAUUCCAUUUGGAUUAACAAACACAUUCAAUGAGAGAAGUGUUCAAAAGUCAGCUGGGAACACCUCUGAAGCUAAGAGAUUGAACAUAAUAUUUUUUCUCUUUGGGUAUAGUUUAUCUCAGUUGAUUGCAGCUGUAGUGCUAUUUUGGGUAGAUAUUAUCCCAGGCUUUGGCAAUGCGUCUGGCAUUUCCGAUCUGUUUCAAACAUGGUGGUUUAAUGCUCAGUGUAGUAUUGGGUUGGCAGGAUGUAGUGCAACACAAGCUUCCUAUUUUUCUGGAAUGGUGUGGUGUAAUAUCAUUGCAGAUAUCGGGAUUAAUCUGUUCCUACGCUUUACAGAAGGGGCAAAUUAUCUUGUCAUGCUUUUAACAAUACGAACCCCACUUCUCUUUCUAUUCUGGACCUUGUUUAGGGAAUGUCCCUUCUAUUGGGAUCCUCAUGCUAAUCUUAGUACUUACUUGAGUAUUGGUGCGAUCGCUCUCAUGCUUCCAGCCAUGUAUAUUUACAAUACUGGGGACCCAGAGCAUAUGAAAACAUCAUCGGAGACAGAUGCAAGAAAACCAUUAUUAGCCAAUGACAAAACCUGCGACAGAUAUGGAAGCAAUGUUCACGAUAUACAAUAAUAUAGUGUUCGUUUUUGAUAUAGUUAUGAAAAGCAGUUUAUUGCCUUUGAGCGGAUAUACAGAUACAGAACGAUGUCAAUCCAAAGACACGUAUCAUUGAUGACGCAAGAUAAUUGGCUCUAUCAUUUAUCACAUAAUGGGUUUUAAAUUAGGAUUACUUUUAUAUGGAAAUAAUACAACCUAAGUGUCUCGUAAA